ACACACACACACGGUAGCUGCGGCUAAACCGUUACUUUACGUUUCAGUUAAAAAGACAGAGGACACGCAGGAGAUGGAUGGAGUGAGAGGGGGAAUAACCAAGCCAGCGCUCAGGCUGUUUUUCUGAGCUUUCUGAGGACUGAGGACUGAGACACCAGGUGAAGCAGCAGUACCAUGUGAAUGUCAGAGGAUCAUGAAGAUCUCACACAAGUUGUUGUUUGCUCUCUGCCCCAUGCUGGUGCUGGUCUUCAUCUACUACUCCUCCUGGAGACUCCACCUCCAACCCUGGGGACCCAAACCAUACGUACACAAGGAGUCGACUUUUCCUCUAAAGGUCACAAAACCUCACGCUAAAGUGGCUACAGACGUGCGUGUGGCGCCGACUGUCUCUCUAAAGCUUACAGAACCUAAAACUAACCCUAAAGUGACUCCAGGGCCCAAAGGACCGGAGCGGGACGGAUCCACCAACGAUAUCAUCAGAGCUUCUAUGAACAAGAUCGAGCCAAAGGCGGACAUCCCCUCCAAGGAUCGGAAAGGCGCAGUGGUAAAGCAGGAGUUUCCUGGGCCGCAGGAAACGAAGCUCAGUCAGCAUGACAUGAAGGCCCAGGAUGGGAACCACAGCACUGGAACCUGUAAGAACGACUUUGCCGCCUCCAAGAUGGCUGCUCUCUUUCCAAAGUUCAUUAAGAUAGCACCUAUGUUUCUUGACCAGAACUUUAAACGAUUAUCCAAAGUCCAGGGCUAUUUACCUCCGUUUGGAUUCAAAUCACAAGAAACGGUCAUAAACGAAAUAUUGAACACGACGAAGACUUUCGGCCUGAGUCCAGAACUCGAGAGACUGAAAUGUAAAAAGUGUAUAAUCGUGGGAAACGGCGGAAUCCUGGCUAAUAAGUCCCUGGGCCCGCGCAUCGAUGAAUACGACAUCGUAGUAAGGUUAAAUCAGGCUCCGGUGAAGGGCUACACCCGGGACGUCGGUGCCAAAACCACCCUGAGACUAACCUACCCCGAGGGAGCCUUCAAUGACACGUCACAUUACGAGAGCGACUCACUGUUCGUCUUCUUAGGAUUCAAACCUCAAGACUUUAAAUGGCUGAAAAACAUCAUCUUCGGGAAGACUUUGAAAGGUAUCGAUGGCUUUUGGAAGUCUGUGCCGGUAAAGGUGCCCCGGGAACCUUCUAAAAUAAGAAUUCUCAACCCUUACUUCAUCCAGGAGGCUGCCUUCCAAUUCAUUGGCCUGCCACUGAACAACGGCGUCAUGGGUAAAGGGAACAUCCCAACACUUGGUACCGUUGCUAUAACAAUGGCGCUGCAUAACUGUGACGAGAUUGCUGUUGCUGGAUUUGGCUAUGACCUCAACACCCCUCACGCACCCUUGCACUACUACGAGGGAGUCAAAAUGUCUGCCAUCAAAGACUCAUGGACACACAAUAUCGCCAAAGAGAAGGAAUUUCUCCGGAAGCUGGUGAAGGCCAAAGUCAUCACAGACUUAACAAAAGGAAUCUGAUCAUCCCGGAGCAGGUGUUUUAACAAAGAGCGAGAAAGGAUGCUGGGAAAUUGCAUACUGCGGUAGCAGUCGAAAAGCAGGAUGCAAUGCUACCAUGAAAAAUGUGCCUUGUGAGCGAGGAAGCUUCCCCAGGAACCCGGAUUCCGUCCUCAACAUCUGAAGAGACCAGCUUUUCCUCUGUUCAACAAUCAUCCUGGAAUUUCAACUCAAGACACGUAUACGUAAGACCGAGAGGUAGACUCAAGAGCUGGACCAAUCGUGCCAAACGUACCUCUUCGAGGAGACGCCUUUCCUCUAGGCCAUGAAUGUAUUCACUGUGUAGAUUCCAUCGCUUCUUAGCAUCAUUUUAUCGUCAUGUUUUUUUUUUCGUCCAUUCUGCAUCAUUCCACGUCAAGCUCAGAGGUCAGCCUUCAUAUAGUGACAUGCAAAGUGUGCUGUUAAUAGGAAUGGAUGCUUUUUUUAAUUAUUAUUAUUAUUUAUUAUGUGACUUAAACCCUCUUUAAUUUGAGUGGAUUUUUAAUCUUUUACUGUUUGGCAACAUUUUUUUUUAUAAUGGUUUUAUUUUAAUUAUUUGAAAAUUUCUUGAUAUAAAAAGUUAAAUUAUUGUGUGUGUGCCCUCUCUCGCACGCUUUACAAUUCAUUCAUCGGAUUCAUAAUGCCCAGCAAGCCGCCAAGCCUGUGUAUGUUAGUGUGUGUGUGUGUGUGUGUGUGUGUGUCCCAAAUGCUACGUUCACAUUAUUAGCCAUGUCGCUCAGUUCAGAUUUUUUCAGAUCGGAUUUGUAUGCCAUGACGGUUCACAUUCAAAAUUACAAGUGACGUUUAUCUGACUCUAAUGAGUUUCUGAAACAAGACAUAGGUUCGUUCAAGCAUUAGUUCAUUUCAAACAACCGAUACGAUUUUAGCAAAAAACACACUUGGGUACACUCUGGGGAACGGCAAGCAGUUAGUCGGCUGUAUCUGUUCUUGGAGGCAAAAGGUAAAAAGGCAAAAAGUCACAUAAAUUCCAAUCCGCCCGUUCUCAUUCAAGUCACAUGACUGUGUAAUCUGAUAUGUAUCCGAUCUAGGACAAGAUACGAAAGUGAAUCAAUCAGACAGCCCUGGGGGGAAAAAAAUCAUAUCUGUGUCACAUCAGGGUCAAAAAUCCGAACGGUGUCACUUUAAACUGGUAAUGUGAACGCAGCCGAACAAACAGCUUUCAUGUUAGAUGUCACAAAACAGCUUCUCGCUGAAGGUACCGGAAAAUACAAAUGUUUACUUUUUCUAAUAACACAAUCAGCUUUGGCAGGUUGAUGAUUAUUUUCCAAAUAGAUUUUAGCUUUGUACUUUUUGAAAGUUUUAUCAUCUGUAUUUUUAAACCUUUCUAUUAAGAUUUGAUUCGUUCAGCCGUAUGUUUUUGAAGGCCGUGUGUAACAUGCUGAAUCACAGUCAGGGGAAAAAGGAAGUUUGCCAUUUUUUUUGCCAUGCGUAAUUUUAAUUUUUUUUUUGUUUGGUUUUGCACAGUAGAUAUUAUCGCAUUGCAGCUUUACAGAGCUUCAGACCUGAACCCACAGCAAGCGAACCAAAAGAGUGAGGAACUCCCCAGGAUCAUUCCACGUCACAGGAGAAAGAAAACGAGGAUUUUAGGGGAAACCAGGAACAUACACACAUUCUAACGCAGUAGUGGACGAGUCAAUAGCUUGGUUACCUGGAGUCAAUAGUUACCUGGAUAAAAAAAAAAAAACGGCAAAACCAUAUUGUGUCUUUUAGAAGCGAAGCUCAUAGCUGAUUUUGUUUUUAUUGCUGAUUUUUUAUCGAGGUUGCACAUGCUAUGAGAUCUCGCUCCUUUCUCUGCUUUAAAGCACUUAACUAGCUAGCUAGCUCGCCAUAUGUUAUUACAUUAUGCUAGCUACUGUAACACUUUCACUUUUAGUUUUUUUCCCCGGCCCGAAACAUGGUACUGGGGAGCAGGCCGGGACUUUCACCCGUCUGGUAAGCUAGCUAAUCGGUUUAAGGAUUUGUCCACACUGUAACAUGUAAAAAUUCCUAGCAUUUGUUGGCAAUCAGUGUUUUAUUUGUGUACACACUACAGUCAGUCCACAGGGUGCACACACUACAGAUUCGGCGUGGACGUGAUCAGUAGUAUUACGAGGACAAAUUUAUGGAAACGUCGCGAGGUUCAUCUCAACAAGUGUAAAGUUAUGACUGGAAGCGAGUGGAUUUAUUUGGUAUACGAGCGAAGUUUAGUUGCUGAACAAAAGUAGCAUCUAGGUCAACAAGGAGAUUUUCUUAUUUUCUGGAUCUUCAGAGGCAUAAUAAAUGUGUUAGCCAUUUUUAAUGUUUUGAAAGUGUAUUUGUCUUAGCCGAGUUUGACCAUCCGUGUAAUUCUGAUCAGGAUAUCCAGGACAUUUUAGCCAUUUUUAGCAUGCGCAUACAAACACACACACACACACACACACACACACACACACACACACACACACACACACACACACUAAACUAAGUAGGGUUGUCCAAAAUCUAACAGAAUGGUCAAGCUAGGCUAAGCAUAAUCAUAUUUAUUAUGUUUGGAGAUGUGUGUAAUACUGGAUACAGAGUAUCUGAAUCUCAUGCCAAAGACAUGUAUGCAGUAAUGUAGUAUUUUUAAGUGCUUCCUGGAGUUUGUCCUGAUGUCUCUCAGCAGCACUAUAAGAGCAGGAGUGUAGACGCCUUCAUCAUCACGACAGCAGGAUGGAAAGUGCUUAAUCAGUCUGGGUUUAGUUUUAUUUUUUUAUGCUCAUUUGGUUUAUUUAUUUUUUUUGAGAACCUGUACGUGUCGUGUAAGGCGUUCUGAAUGACUUUCCAGUCAAAACAACAAACUGUCAGAUCAUCGAGUCAACCAGAACAUGCAUGAUGCCGUCCAGCUCCUCCUUUCACCUCUCAGAUCGGUUGGACUGUCUGCUGUCAGUUUGAUUCAAGAAUAAAUUUUUUAAAUGAAUGACUAACUUGAAUAGAAUGUAUUUCAGUUCUUAUUGCACAUACAAGUACCGGAAAGGUUUGGACACGCUUCCAAUUCUUUUUUUCUUUUUUUGGGGGUGGGGGGGGGGGUAUUUUUCAGUUAUUUUAAGACAUGAAGGUCGGCUGUUCUGAAACAGUUCUUGCAAGAACAGUAUCGUGUCAAGUGUUAACCCAUUAAACUCCAUGAUGAAACUGUCUCUCAUGAAGAUCUUCCUAGGAAAGGAAGACCAAAACUGAGCUCUGCUGCAGAGAAGUUAAUUUAGGGUCACCAGCCUCAGAAAUCACCAAUUAACAACCAGCACCUCAGAUUAGAGCCGUUAUGAAGCUUUACAGAGCAGAAGGAGCAGAUAUACAUCUCAAUAUCAACAGUUCAGGGGAGACCAUUGGGUAUUUUAGACGCCUUCAGUGUCAGAAAACACUUGAGUUAAAAGGGGCGUCUGGUAGUGUAGCUAUCUUAUUCAUAAUAUGCUAUUUACAAAUGGGUGACAUUCGAGAAAACAAUGAUGGCUCUGUUGAGCCACGGUUUCUGGGUCACUGCAAAUCAAUCCAGAGUUCUUCCUACACAUCCCCUUUAUCCAGAUAGGUGUGUUCUCUUCCUGUUGACCCCGCCUCAGAGCAUUCACCCACAAGGCGUGAAUACUCACUCCCUAAUUUGAUGAGAUUGCAAAUGACUGCAAUCGUGAUUAAAAGUUGUCCUGGUCUUGUGAGACUAUGUGCAUCUUAACCUCGUCUAUGGCAGAUGUUGGAGCAACAUAAUCGAUGAUGAAAGAUCUUUUGAAUGGACAUCCCUGUUUAUCCAACAAAGACACUUCCACUUCCAGGGAUGUGUAGAAUCAAUGCCAAGGCAGGUUAAAGAUUUUUCCCGUGGCUUGUGGUGGCCUAAACAUUUUGCCAACACACUGUAUAUUGCUUUAUAUUGAAUUUGCCACCAGUUUCUAGCUUACAGAUCCAUCUGGAUGAAAGCACAAAUACUAAUGUUCACUGAAUUCCCAGCAAAAUCCUAUCAUUUGUGAGUGAUGUUAGAUUUUAAUAACAAAUUUUUGCUUUAAAAGCGAUCAGUGCGCUCAUGUUCAAGGAUAAAUCUGCAAGUGGAUUACCUGUCCAAUCCUUUUGACCUGCAGAAAGCACCUCAGGAAGUUUGGAUUUUCGACAAUUAUGUGGAAUCAGUUCAUAGGAAAGAGACCCACUGCAGAGUAAUCCUCCACUCACAUGAACUCCAGCCCAUGUUUAACCAAAAGAGUGCAGGGAAUUCUCCGAAAUGAGAAUAUUCUACAAUUAUUUAGGUUUUGCGGAUUUUUUUUUUUUAUAGUUCUGUCAAUCCACAUCAUAUGGGAAAUCUAUUUGGCAUCAUCGCUGCAUUGCUUAUUUAAUCCCCAGGUUAGGAAUCUGAUUCAGAAUGACAUUUUAAACCGCAAAAGACAAUCUAAUGGGACAUGAAUGUCUGUUUCUAUCAGUCUACCUGCAGGGAAUCUGUGUGAAAGUGUAAUUCUCUCUUCUCAUUUCUUAUGAGAAUCUGGUUUCAUCGGCGUGGUCCCGGAAGAACCGUAAUGUCGACUUGUGCUCGGCUCAGACAGUCGCUUAAGCAGAUGUGUUAGAGCGUCUAACGCUAAAUCCCUUUAAAGGCCGAGGCUUGUUGUCCAUCCUGUUAUUAAAGAUGCCAGUGAUAUAUACGAUUUCCUAUUUUGGCACAAGGACUCGGUCUCGUAUUAUAUUAGCAAAUUUGCCAAAGUGCCUUUACAGAGCUGACGCAAACCUCCUGAGACUCGCACAUCUACUCUCUCGAGUCUCUCAUAGGCGGGAUGUCAUGCACCAGAAGACUGAUGCAACCCCGAGCCACUGCGGUGCAGUUACUCCCGUUAUGUGGUGAUGUUUUUAUUUGCGCUGACAGACGUCCACACCGCCCUCUCCCUUUGCUUGUUAUGAAGAGCUUCUCAUAGCCCGGAGCUUGAAACCUCACCUCCUUCUAAACAUAAAUGUAUAUCAUUCUUUCCUCAGGAUAAUUUAAAACACACAACGACCCGCAGUGCAAUUCACAGUUUACUUCAUGUCAAACAUUUAAGGCAUGUUUAAGUGACAUGUUGCGACACUUUGGGUUUUCACAAAUGUUUGUUUUUCUCUUGGAAAUGACACAAGGCAUCCACUCGUUGAUGCCAACCAGAUUCCAUCGUUGUUUGAUUCGCAACCAGAACCAGCAGUCGAAAGGAUAUACGGUUCUGAAUAUGUUCACCAGCUAGUAAACACACAAACAAGCGUCACCACAAUUUCUUUUAGUCACCUUCAUGUAGUCUAAACCACAUUUUCCAAUCCAGCCACCAGAAAACUGGAUAAUACCAACAAUGUGGCCUGUUUCAGGCUUCUCCAAGGAUUAGGUUUAAAAACAUUGUUCUAAGCCGGUAGACAUCCAGGAUUUGAUCCCGAGCUACUAUCUGUAUAUAAGUUCCAAUGCUGCCCAUAUGUCUUUUCGGGUCUCCCUUUCCCUCCCAACUGUGCUAAAUUAAUCCAUACGUAUAAUGGGUGAAUGUACUGCAUCGCCCAAAAGUAUUUAGAUAAAAGUGAAAUUUAUUGUUUCUCAUUUUUUUUAAUAAUGACAAGUUAAUGAGAACAAUUUGUGCACUUAAACUGCUAUACAACAAUCAAUAUUUAGUCACCCUUUAAUAAUUCCUCAGCUCCAUGUGCCUUACUGGAGGAUUUUACUUGUAAAAUUUCAAAGUUUGAAAACCAACCCUGAUAUUCUACCUCUCACUAAUUUCUUCAAAAUAUCCUGAAACCUCCAGUGAUCCACUCCCUCUCCAACAGCACCUGCUAGAGCCAAGGCUGGACCAUGGAUUUGGUCUUACGGUUCAUGCUGGUAAUUACGAGAGUUAGAAAAGAAAACAAAACUAGAAGAUUUGAAUGGUAGGAUCAUCUGAACCUUUGGGAAAAAAAAGGUAUAAGCAGAUUGUUUCUUCUGUUGUUCACAUCUGGAUAUUCUGUAUACAGUACAUCCUUUCAGCUUCUACUAAGACCUAACAAGUAGAGUAAUGAACACUUGAAAUAAAAAAAAUGCAAACGUGUAGGAUCAAACCUGCAUCAUGCCUUAGAAAAUUUAGCAAAUUUAAGAUGACUCAGUGCUCAAGAAAACAUAAAAGCGAUGAUUGCAAUCAGAAGUUAUUUGAUUCUCAUUCUUAAUUCUUAACCAUUCAAGCUGGAGCCACUAUUUCUUUUACACAUCCCAUUGUGAAAAUCCUUCUGUGCGAGAGCUCUGAUGAUUUCUAAAUCAUUUGCCCCGGUCUGCGCUUUCACUGUGGUUUUUUUUUUUUUUUUUUUUUUUAAUUCAUACUUGACCGAUGACUGAUAGCUUUCUGGAAAUCUGGAUGACACAUGCUGAUCUUCGGUGCUGUGCCUGGAUUUACCCGUCUGGAGUUUCAAUAAAAUCACUAAGGAGAGCAUGUGUACACUACAUUCCCAGUGUCUACACUGCUGGAUUUUAUCAGGUUUACUUAGGUUAAAUGUAUUGAUUAUUUUGUAGGUGACUGUAAUAUUACUGACUGUAGCUUAUGAGUGGCAUAGUUCUCAAGUUUUCAGUGUGUUAAGGCUCUGGGUUACUGACCACUGUCGGGCUUUUAACCCUUUCUGCUCCUGGUUGCUGUAUAAAGCUAGGAUAUGUGAAGAAAGAAUUUUACUGUAUGCAGUAAUGUAUAUAUGUGACAUAAUAAAUACAUUGUUCUUCUUCUUU
Messenger RNA from Clarias gariepinus (North African catfish), 8192 nucleotides. It is a transcript of the gene st3gal3b, whose product is annotated as ST3 beta-galactoside alpha-2,3-sialyltransferase 3b. Gene Ontology annotation, molecular function: sialyltransferase activity. NCBI's taxonomy places the organism in Eukaryota, Metazoa, Chordata, Actinopteri, Siluriformes, Clariidae. Bases 194 to 1504 code for a protein of 436 amino acids. The transcript is spliced from 15 exons. The record is from RefSeq and is a predicted model, not a curated record.